AUGUGGAGAGAUUCUGAUCAGCGAAUCGCCAAGAUAUCACCAUCUGGUGUCGGCAUUCUUCUCCGCAAGCACUGCAUCAUUCUCUCCUCUUUCAAGAUAUCUUCAGCCACGUCCAAGCUGCCUGAUACUACCAUCACAGAUCGUAUUUGCGACAAAGCCGAUCAGGCGACCUUGACAUCAAUUGCUGAGGACGUUGCGUCUCGCCCAAGUAUGGGCGCCGUUCCGAAGCGGUUGCUCAACAAGUCAAUGGGUCGGUUGCUCGCUGAAGAAGCCAAGCCUGACUUCGAGUUCCUCAAGACCGCUUGGCCCUAUGGCUUUGUUGAUGCAAAGUUGCUUUAUGUCUUUCGCCAUGCUUUGACCGUGGCCGUAUAG
Ustilago hordei is the source of this 372-nucleotide messenger RNA. RefSeq lists its product as uncharacterized. The record is from RefSeq and is a predicted model, not a curated record. The transcript is spliced from 2 exons. Bases 1 to 372 code for a protein of 123 amino acids. NCBI's taxonomy places the organism in Eukaryota, Fungi, Basidiomycota, Ustilaginomycetes, Ustilaginales, Ustilaginaceae.